CACACAUUCAUUUUGAUUUUCUUUCAGUCUCGAUCGUACUUUCAUUACAAGAAGUUGAAUUCUAAAAUUAUAGCGCAUAUUUAAUAAAAAAAAAAGAAAAAUAAAAGUGAUCGGAUUAACAAACUUAUAAGAGAUUAGGAAGAAAUAUACACAAACAUAUAUAUCUAUAUGUAAAUGUACAUAAUAUAUAUUUUGUACAAUAAUUUUAUUUAAUUUUCAAAUUCAAAUAAUAAAAUAAAAACUUCGAUAAUAAGUUUUUAAAAUCAAAAAGAGAAAAUAAUUUUUUUUUUUUUGUAAUAAUUUUUUACAAAAAAUAAAAGACUGUUGUAUUGUAAAUUAUUUUAAUUUUCUUUUAUUGUAAAUCUUCUACAUGAAGAAUUUUAAGAAUAAAGAGAGAAAAAAUUGGAAUAAAUAAAUAAUAAUAAAAAAAUACAUAAGUAUAUAAUUACAUAUAUAAAAAAUUUUGUAAUUUUAAACAAAGAAAAUAAAAAAAUUAUCAAUACUACUACGACGACACUUUAAAAAGCAAGAGGUUAUAAAAAAAUUUAUCAACGAAAAAAAUAGAAAAAAAAAAAACAAAUAAAUAAAACAACAAUCUUUUUCUUUUUCAUAUAGAAAAUAUUGCAAAACAUGUUAAAAAUAAUAUUCAAGUUGCAAUAAAAAGAAUUUUAUUUUAUUUUAUAAAAUAUAUUGUAUACAACCUACAUAUACAUAUAUAUACAGAUGCAUUUAUAUGUAUAUAAGAAUAUACAAAAUAAAAAUAAUUAAUUAAUAUUUAUUAUAAAAAAUUUAUUAAUAAUUAUUAAUAUAAAAAUACAUAAAAAAAUAUUAUUAAUAGUUAAUUAAUUAAAAAUAACAAAAAAUAAAAAAAAUUAAAUAUUCUUCAAAAUGCCGAACGACAAUAACAGUAGUGUUGUUAAUAAUUUACUUAGUGAUAAUAAAACAAAACCAAUAAUUGUUAAAAGUCAAAUAUCACCAAAUCAACCGAAAAAAUUAAAAAAUUUACCACCAAGGUCUCCAGUUGACUUAGCAUUUCAUAAUUUAACAUAUAGAGUCAAGGAAGGCAACCGUAACAAUGCUAAAACAAUACUUAAAAGUGUUAGCGGUAAAUUACGAUCAAAAGAGCUUACCGCUAUUAUGGGCCCAUCAGGAGCUGGUAAAAGUACAUUAUUGAACAUUCUAUCAGGUUAUAAGACAACAAACAUUGAAGGUUCAAUUACAAUGAAUGAUAACGAAAGAAAUUUAAGUGUAUUUCGUAAAUUAUCCGCUUAUAUUAUGCAAGAUAAUCAAUUACAUGGUAAUUUAACUGUAAUGGAAGCUAUGACGGUUGCAGCAAAUCUUAAAUUAAAUAACAAAAAAUUUAACAAACAAGAGAAACAAGCUGUGAUUGAUGAUAUUUUACAAACUUUGAAUAUCGAUGAACAUGCUAAUACAUUAAGCCGUAAUUUAUCAGGUGGCCAAAAGAAACGUUUAUCAAUUGCUUUAGAAUUGGUUAAUAAUCCACCAAUUAUGUUUUUUGAUGAACCAACAUCUGGUUUAGAUAGUUCAACAUGUUUUCAAUGUAUACAUUUAUUAAAAAUGUUAGCUGCUGGUGGUCGUACAAUUAUUUGUACAAUUCAUCAACCAUCAGCUCGUUUAUUUGAAAUGUUUGAUCAAUUAUAUACGUUAGCUGAUGGACAAUGUGUUUAUCAAGGUAGUACAAAACAAUUAGUGCCUUUCUUGGGUAAUUUAGGUUUAGAAUGCCCAAGUUACCAUAAUCCUGCCAGUUUUAUAAUUGAAGUAGCUUGCGGUGAACAUGGUGAACAUACUAGAAAACUAGUUGAUGCAAUUGAUAAUGGAGCACGUGAUAUUAGAACUGCAGCUGAUGUUGAAAAUAUUAAAAUGAGGAAUUUAGUUAAAGUACAUAAUAUACAAACUUCAAAUGAUAGAAAUAAUGCACAAAAUUUAAAUUCAAAUGGUUUCACAACAGAAAAUAAUAGAACAGCUGAUACAUCAAAUGAUACAGCUGCAAUAAAUGCAGCAGAAUUGUUAAACAAAAAUAUUGUUAAUGAUAUUGUUAAAGAAACAAUUACAAAUGGUGUUCAAACUCAAAGUAAAACUGAUUCGAUGGUAAUUGAAAUGGAACGUGAAGAUGGUGUUAGAUCUGCAUUAUUAGCACCAGAUAUUACAUCACCAGAAAGAUAUCCAACAUCUCAAUUUCAUCAAUUUUGGGUGGUGUUAAAAAGAACAUUAUUGUUCAGUUUCAGAGAUUGGACUCUUAUGUACCUACGUCUGUUUGCUCAUUUAUUAGUUGGAUUUUUAAUUGGUGCUCUCUACUAUGAUAUUGGAAAUGAUGGAGCUAAAGUACUAAGUAAUUUAGGAUUCCUGUUCUUUAACAUGCUCUUCUUAAUGUACACUUCAAUGACAAUUACAAUUUUAUCAUUCCCUCUGGAAUUACCAGUUUUAUUGAAAGAAAACUUUAAUCGAUGGUACUCUCUUAAAUCAUAUUAUUUGGCUAUUACGGUUUCAGAUUUGCCAUUCCAGGCCAUUUUCUGUGUACUUUAUAUAUCGAUUGUAUACUAUUUUACGUCUCAACCUUGGGAACUCUGGAGAUUUUCAAUGUUCUUAAUAAUAUGUUUAUUAAUAUCAUUUGUUGCUCAAAGUGUUGGUUUAGUUGUUGGUGCUGCAAUGAAUGUACAAAAUGGUGUAUUUUUAGCUCCAGUAAUGUCUGUACCUUUCUUAUUGUUCUCUGGAUUCUUCGUAUCAUUUGACGCGAUACCAGUUUACUUAAGAUGGAUUACAUAUCUAUCAUAUAUACGUUAUGGUUUCGAAGGUACAGCAUUAGCUACAUAUGGAUAUGGUAGAGAAAAGUUACAAUGCUAUCAAACUUAUUGUCAUUUCAAAUCUCCAUUAACAACACUUGAAGAAUUAGAUAUGGUUGAUGCUGAUUUUACUUUAGAUAUUGUUGCUCUUAUUGUCAUAUUUAUUGUAUUAAGAGUUGCAGCAUAUCUUUUCUUAAGAUGGAAAUUAAAAACAACACGAUAAUAAUAUAAGAAUAUUAAACUAAAUAGUUAUAAGAACAUGGUUUUUUUUAUAGUAUUUAGAUUUCUAUUGGUAUUGAGUUAAAAUUAAGAAUUUGAAAAAAAAAAUAUAUAAGACAAAAAUUAAGAGAAAAUUAAUUUUAAAUAAAUUUAUUUACAAAAAUGAAUUGUCAAACUUUGUAAGUGGUUACAAAAAUUUUAUAAUUAUUAUUGUUCUAAAUUUGAGAACCAUAUAAAUUAAAAAUAAAUUUAAAAUGCUUUAUGUACAACAUUAGUUAUUUACUAAUGUUAUUUGAGAAAAUUGAAUUGUUUCAAAAAGAUGUCAGGCCCAACUAUAGUUACAAAUUUACUCUAUAUUUAGUAAUUAAAACUUUUGCAAAAAAUAGUAUUUGAAAUACAACAUUGCAUUCUAACUGACUUGUAAACGUAAUCUAUUGCCAAAAUUUUUUAAAAUAUUAAAUUUAUUACCAAUAUUUCCGUUUCCUUUUAAUGUUAUGAUACAACAAGGGUUAUAUUUAUAUAGGCGAUAAAAUUACAUACAUGAAUAUUUUAAAUGUAAAAUUUAAACGAAAUUCACGCACAUUAAACAGUCCAAAAAUUAUCAUUAUUGUCCUAUACCAUCAUAACAAAUUCAACUACUAUUAGAAAAAAUUUGAAAAAUAUAAAAAUAUAUAGUAAAUAAAUUUGUAAAUUUAAAUUUUAGUGCUAAAAAUAUUUGUAAAACAGAAAAAAAAUGUUGUCAUCUUUAAAAUCAUAAACUCCAUUACAAAAUAUUAAAAUUUCUUAUGUUAUAGAAUUAAGAAACAUAAUAGUAAAACUUUUACAAUUUAUCAAAAAUUUUUAUGGGUAUUAAAUGGAAUUUUGAUUCUUAAAAUUUUUAUUUCUUCAAAAUUUUUUUCCCGUGUUUUAAACACACAUUUUUUUUUUAAAUAUGUGUAGUUUUUGCAAAGUAUUUUUGUCUGAAAAUUUUUUUACAAAGCGAAAAAAAAAUAUUAGAGAAUUUAUCAAUUAUAGACUAAAUUUAUAUAAUAUAUGUAUGUUUUAUAUUAAUAACAAAAAUUUAAUAAAAAUUCAAAAAAAAAAUAAUAAAAUAAAAUAUUUGUGAUAAAUUUAUACUUUGCGAUUAUUUAUAUAUAACUAAUAAUUGAAACAAAAUAUAAAAAUAAAU
This is a messenger RNA of Condylostylus longicornis, 4188 nucleotides long. Its product is annotated as ATP-binding cassette sub-family G member 4. Gene Ontology annotation, cellular component: plasma membrane. The transcript has 7 exons. Gene Ontology annotation, molecular function: ATP binding; ATP hydrolysis activity; ABC-type transporter activity. The record is from RefSeq and is a predicted model, not a curated record. NCBI's taxonomy places the organism in Eukaryota, Metazoa, Arthropoda, Insecta, Diptera, Dolichopodidae. The coding region runs from base 889 to 3024 and encodes 711 amino acids.